AUGGAGAAAAAUAAAAAGAAGAAAAACUCGAAGGGAAAGUUCAGGAAAAAAGAAGAUGUUAAAAAGGAUAUAAAUAUAUUAAAAAAGGAUAAGAAUAAUAAAGAUAGUUCAAAUAAUACUAUAAUUAAUACUAGUGAUAAAAAUCUGGAUGAAUCAAAAAAUAAAGCAUUAAGAGAAGACAACAUUUUUCAAAACAUUAAUAAUUCUACAACCAUUUAUGAUAAAACAAGUGAUAUUAUAAAUAUAUUAUAUGAUAACAAAAAUAUGAAUAUGAAAAGCCCACAAAAUAAAGGCAAAGACAUACAUAGUAGUAAUCAUGAAGAUAUAAUAAAUCAGACAUGUGGUAUAUCGAAUAAACUAAAAAAUGAUGACAUAUUUGAAAAAAAUACACUGGUUGUAAACAGUAAGUUAGAAUGUGAAGAUACAAUCACAUUAUUAGAAAAAGAUGUUAAUGUUAAUAUGAAUGAAUAUGAUAAUAGUUCUGAAUUUAUAAAAUAUAUGGAAAAUUUUAAAGAAAAAAAAAAAUGUAUGGAUAAUAUAACUUCUUCUAUGGGAUAUAAAAAUGAAGAUAACAAGGAAGAAGGGAAGAAAAAGGCAAAGGAUGAAAUAAAAAUGAAAAUAGAGGAAAAGGAAACCAUAUCAUACAAAUCAAAGAAAAAGAAAAAAAUGGAAAAAUAUCAUAUUAGUAAUGAAGAAAAAGAAAAGGUCAUGAAAAAAUACAUGCUCAAUUUAGAAGAACAAUAUAGAAAAAAAAAAGAAGAAGAUUUAAAAAAAAUUGUAGAUAAAAAUAAAGAGGAUAUGAAAAAAUUUAAAGAGAAAGAAAAUACAUUUGUUAAUUUUUUGAAAAAUCCUCGACUAAAUCUAUCUAAGGACGAAAACGUGAAUGAUUACUUGAGCAUAUAUCCAAAGACAAUACAAUUUGUAGAUGUACGUAAAAACGAAAUAUUUAUCAAGGAAUUAUUAAUUACGAACAAAAGCAAUAUUUUAUUACACAUUAUAAUUAUCCCUCCAACAUUAAAACAAUUUUAUAUUAAAGAAAUAAUUAAUAUAUAUAACAAACAAGAGGAAAAUGAGAAAAGUAAUUUAAACCAUCAAAUAGCACCAGGACAUUCAUUAAAGAUUAAAGUAUGUUAUAAUGUGGUUAGUUUGAAUUAUCAAGAAGAUCAUAUAAGGUUACUUUCUGAGGCAGGAAAUGAAAUAAUUGACAUUAAAGUGUUUCAAUCUAUUCCUAAGUUAAUAUUUGAAAAAGUCUUAAAUUUCGGACCAAUCCGUCCAAAUGAAAAAAAAGAGAAAUUAUUUGGUGUAAAAAAUAAUGGCAAAGAUAUCAACCUUUUAAUAUGUCCCAAGAAACUAUUUCAUUUUUACGAAAAGUUCAAAAAAGUCGAAGAAGAAGAAAAAAUUUUAAAUUUAUUGUUAAAAAAGAAUAAUGAAGAAACUAAUGAUAUAGAAGAAAUUAAUGAAAAUGAAGAUACAUAUUAUAUGUAUAAUAAUGUGACAAGUUAUUCUCAUAACUUUUUGUUUUUAUAUAAAAAAUUUGUAAACAAUUUUAAUAAAUUAUAUUUCGAAAAAAUAUUACAAGAUUUGUAUUACUUCCAUUUGAAAAAUUCAGAGGAAAAUUUUGUAACUUUUACAUUUAAAUGUAAUAAAAUUGGUAUAUAUAAAAAAGACUACUAUAUAAUCACUGAUAAUGAAUGCAACUUGAAAGAAUUAGAUAAAAAAGAAAAUGUACCAGAUAUUAUUAAUCUGAACAAAUUAAAUAUUUUUGAGUUCUCUAUAAAUGUUAUAGUGGAACCUGUAUUAUUAAAUUUGCUUCUCUUAAAUAAUAGGAUCACACAUGAUCUUUAUUCGAAUAAAAUAUCAGAAUAUUUAGAGAAUAACGACAAAAACAAUUUAAAUUAUUUACUUCAUUGUAGUAAUUUAUAUGCCUUUAAGUUUUCCGAUGUCAAUAGUGCUUAUAAUUAUAUAGACCUCGAAAUUUCGAACAACGGUUUAAUAGAUUUAAACGUUGUAUGUAGUAUAUAUAUAAAAAGCUAUGAUAGUAAUGACAAGGAAUCUAUAAUUUUAAAUAUUAAUGAUAAAGGUAUAUAUUAUUAUGAUGAAUAUUUUAAUGAGAAUCAUUCUGAUUCUUUGUAUAAUGAGAGAGAAAAGAACCAAAUUAUUUAUGAUAGCAAAUACUAUAAAGAUAUAAAAAUAUAUGAGAAAAAUAAGGAUAGAAGAAAAUUAUGUCCCUUUUAUAUAUAUCCAAGAAAAUUUAAUUUAUCUUAUAAAAGUAGAAAGAAAAUAUUUAUUAUUUUUAAACCAUUGGAAAAACAUAUAAAUUAUAAAAAUUAUUAUUUUAUUUUAUCUGUUAAAGAUGUAAAUAAAGGUUCUGAUUUAAAUAUAAUGGAUUUAUUCAAUAUAUCUUCUAAAACAAGACAACAAGAUGAAAUGUUCGGAAUUCCUUUGGUAUGUAUUAAUGAAAAAAAAAUAAUUAAAAAAAAAAGGAAAGAAAUUGAUAAGAAAGAAAAACAAAUAUUGAAAAAUAAAUUUGGUAAGAAAAUUUCUAAAUAUUAUAAAUCAUCUACUUCUACAUGUACAUCUUCGAAAACAUCUUCUAUAUCCUUAUCUGAUCAUGAUAUAUCUAGUUCCAGCUAUUCACAAUAUAGUGAAUCCUAUAUAAAAAAAAAACAAACAAAAAAAACAAAAUAUUUUAAUAAAAAAGAAAAAAAGAAAAAUUUCGUAUCUCUUUUAAUUCCUUUAUAUGCAAAUAUAAUUGAACCAAAUGUAAAUAUAAAAGCUAAAAAAUUAAGCAAAACUAUUUUUAUAAAUCCUUUAUAUUUAUACAAAUGUGAAUUUACAAUGAAAAAUAAUAAUAAUUUUUAUAUCAAUUAUUAUUUCCCUCUUAUUUUGAGUCAUAAUGAAAAUAGUGGUAAGGAUAAAAAAUAUUUGAUGGAAGAAUUUAUUAAUGAAGAGGAAAAUAAAGAAAAACAACAAAAAAAUGGUUGUAUAUUUUAUUAUGAUUAUUUUGAAAUAAUAAAGGAUAUAUAUGUGAACAAAAAUAAAAAUAAUAAUAAAAAUAAGAAAGAUGAGAGGCAGAUUUAUACAUGUAAAGAGGCCCCCACGAAGGCUACUACUACUACUACUACUACUAAUAAUAAUAAUAAUAAUGAUAAUAAUAAGGAUAAUAGUACACAAUUUUGUCGUUUAACAAAGAAGAAAAAGAAAAAAGAAAAAAAAAACAGAUCCAUCACAUAUGAAAAAACAUAUAACAAAAAACUAAAAGAUGGUAAGGACAAUAGGGACAAAUGUGAAGAAAACUACCAUCAUUUUAAUAGUUUAAAUAAAAAAUUAAUAAAAUAUUUCUACAAAAAAGGAGAUAGUGAUAAGGUAAACAUGUAUGUAUUGGUAAAAAAUGAUUUUAAUGAAAAUUUUAAAAAUGAUACUUUAGAAGAAAAUGAGAAAUACGAUAAAUUGAAAAAUAUUGGAAAGAGAAAAAAUAUUUUAAAAAUUGAAAAAGAUACAUAUUUUCUUAAACCAUAUGAAAAAAAAAAAAUUGUUUUAUAUUUAUUAGUAAAUAAAUAUGGAUAUCAUAAAAUAGAUUUCAAGAUAUUAUUUUAUAUGGAUAAUUAUAAAAUGGAAAAAACAGUUACAGCUAACAUUUAUACAAGAUGUAAAGGUGUUCAUUUUGAUAAAGAUAUUUUUAUUUUUAAAAAUAGUUUAUGUCAUUAUAGUUAUUGUAAUAUUAUAAAGGUAACAAAUUUAGAUAAAGACAUUAAAUUUAUUACACUAGAUGAUGAUAAUAAAAAUGAUCAUAAUAAGAAUGCUCUUUUUAGAGACUGUGGAUUUAUUUCUUUAUAUAUGUUAUAUAUAUAUACAUUAAAAAAGAAAGAUAAAAAAAAAAAAAAUUGUCCCAGAAAAAUAUGUACAAAUAUUAUGAACAAAAUAGAAGAAAAAAUAAAUAGCGAAUAUAUAGAUGAUAAAUGUAUAAAGAAAGAAGACAAUAAUAUUUAUAAUUGUUCUAUAUGUAAAUGUAGAUUUAAUUUUAAUAAAAUAUUUCAUUUUUUUGAGAAGACAUAUCAUGAAAAAUAUAAAGAAAGUAGAGCAUACAAUUUUAUAUAUGAUUCUAAUGAAUAUUUAAUUCAAUACAAAAAUAAAAAUAUAAAUAAUGAAGUAAAAAAUUUAAAUAUGUUGGAGAGUAUUUAUAAAUAUAGAGAAAAGGAAUAUAUAUUUAUACAUAAUAAUAAUAUAGUAUAUAAAAACGAGGAUCGCGUUUUAUUUUAUCCGUCCAAUUUUUUAUUGCUUCCAUUAAAAGAGGCUUUUUUCUUUUUCUUCUUUUUUUUCUCUCACUCGGAAAGUUUAAAUUUGGAGCUUGGAGUAAAAUAUAAUACGUUUCGAAAAGACAUUUUUGUCCAGGGUGAAUGUAAGUGUCAGUGCAUUAAAAUAAAGUACGACAAAAAAUUUAAAGAGAGAAAAAAAAAAAAAAAGAAUAAUUAUGAAGAAUAUAACGAAAAUAAAGAUAAAAUAAUUAAUAAUGAGAAUGAAAUAGAUAUAGGUGGUGAUAUAAAAAUAGAAACAAAGAAUAAAUAUGAUGAUAAAAGAGAAAGAAAUUAUAUAGGUAUAUGUACUGAGAAAAAAUAUUUUGAAGUUGAAAAUUUGAAUGACUUGAAAAUUUCUUAUGAAAUAUGUGAUAGAAAAAAAGGUUAUUUUGAAUAUAAUUAUUCUAAGAAAGAAUAUGUUCUUAUAUUUGAUAAAAAUAUAAAUAUAGAUCGUUAUUAUGAUAAUUUUAGUACCUUUAAAAAAAUUAAUAAGUUGGAAAUAUUAAAAGAGGGGAAACAAGGUACACCUGAUAAGAUACUACAUAAUAGGAAAUAUAAAGGGAUACAUGAAAAAAAUGAUAAUAAUAAAAAUAAUAAUAAUAAUAAUAAAAAUAAUGAUGACAAUAAUGAUGAUAAUAUUAAUAAAGUAGAUGGUUGUAUUAAUAAAAAUAAAUUUAAUGAUAACCAAAAUAUUCAACAUAAUAUCCUUGCUUGUAUAAUUUUUUGUGAUUCAUCCAUACAUACAAUAAAAGGACUUGGAUCAAACAGACAUGCAUUCAGGUUAUUAUUAUUUUAUGAUGAAAAUAUAACUAAAUCUAAAAACUUUGUAAACAUAACGUUUUCAGUAAAUUUGGAUUAUUUUAAUUAUAGUGAAGCUAUCAAAGUAUACUCCGAAUUUUAUAUACACUCAUUUGAUUUUGUAUAUAUAAAUGAGAAGAAUUUAUUAUGGUCUUUAUAUUUAUACAUGAAAAAGGAAAUAGAAGAUAAAGAAAGAAAACACACAAAUAAGGAUUAUUUAGAGAAUGAAAAAAGGAUGGAUGAUUUGUCUGAUACAUAUUUGGACGAUAUGAUAAACGAGUUGGAUUUUAUGAAAGCAGAAAAAAAGAAAGCAUCUGAAGAAAAUAAUAUGAACACAAAUAUUACAAUUAAUAGAAAUAUAAACAUAAAUAUAAACACUGAUACAAAUAAUGAUUUAUAUAACAAAUGUGAUUACAAGUGUUUAUGUAAAACAUUUGAAGAUAUAAAAAAUUAUUAUAAUGUAGAUGAAAAUGUUGUUGAUCAUUUUAAGGAUUAUAUUUAUGAUAUUAUUUGUAAUGUAAAACCUAAAGAAAUAACAAAUCAAGAGGUAAAAAAGAAUGAAAAAAUAAAUGAUAAUAAUAAAAUAUGUGAUAAUAAUAAAAUAUGUGAUAAUAACAAAAUUAAUGAUAAUCAAGAAAAACACCAUAGUGAAGAAAAAAAUGACAAUAUUAAAAAUAAGAUAACAAAAUUUGUAAAAAACACAAAUGACGAAUUUAUUAAAAAUAGUACUGAUGAAGAUAAUUGUUAUAAGUUGAAGAAUAUUGUGAAUGAAAAUAAUUUUUCUAUAAAUUAUACUACUUAUGAUAAAGAAAUGAAUAAAAAAUGUAGGGAUUAUAUUUGGAUACAUAAACUUCUUCAUGGUCUUAAUAAUCACAUUGAAUAUAAAUUUAUUGAUUUUAUUAAAAAAUAUAAGUAUGAAUUAUUUUAUGAAUAUGAUAAAAUAAAUAUAUUAAAUGUAGAAGAUAAAAAAAAAAAAAAUUUGUGUGAAAAUAAAGAAAAAAAAUUUAAUAUUGGAAAUAAAAAUGAAUUAUGUAAAAUAUAUCAUUGUGAAAUAAAUAAGGAAAAUAAUACUUUCUAUAUAAUAAUAAAUAAUCCUAAUAAAUAUAAUACAAGUAUAAAAAUUAGCUCAGAAAAAAAUGAUGUGAGUAAUAUAAUUAAUAAUAUUUAUAAUCACUGUAUAGACAAUUUAAUAACUAGCAAUGAAUGGUGCGGUAUGAAGAAAUUUUUUACAUAUCAUAUGGAAGAUAAUAAAAAAAUUGAACACAUUUUUAGCUAUAAUUUUAAUUUGCACACGCUAAAUGCAAAAGUGUAUGAACAAUUAAAACAUUUAAAUACUCCAUAUAUUAAUAUUAGAAAUGAUAAAAAUAAAAAAUAUAAUGAAAAUAAAUUUUAUAUGUAUUUUAAUAAUAUAUUAAAAGAAAAAAAAGAAUAUUGCUUGAAUCUCAAAAACAAAUUAUUUUUUGAUUUUUAUUUAGACAUAUAUUUAUUCAAUCAUUUUAUAUUUUCAAAUAAAUGUUCAUUCAUUAAAAUUAAUUUAUAUUCUGAUAAUAUUAAUAUAUAUAAAGAUAUUAUUUCUAUAAACAUGGAUAAUUGUAUUUAUAAUAAUAAAAUAUUAAUAUUUUCAGAAAUUAAAUCCUUACAUUUAGUAAGUUCACAUAAAGAAAAUAAGGAUAAUGAAAAAGCAGUAUUUCUAAAUCGUUUAUAUGUAGAUAAAGAAAUACUUACAAACUAUGAAAAGAUAAAAAAAUUUGAAGAAAAUGCAAAUGUUCAAAAGCUUUCUGAAUGUUUUGAUGAAAUAUUAAGACCAUAUGAAUUUAUUAUAUAUAAUUCAUCUAAAAUCAAAAAAAAACUUACUUGGAGGAUUGAUAAGAUAUCAUAUACGAAGGUAAGUCAAAAUCAUAAUAUAACAGAAGAUUUAAUGGAUGAACAGCAUGUUUCAGCUUCUGAAAGUAGAGAUAUAUAUAGAAGAAAUGAGGAAAAUAUUCAUCCUGAAAAUUUUACGGAUGCUAUAGAUGCUGUAAAUUCUGUAUGUGGUGAAAAUAUUGUAUAUACUGUAAAUUCUGAAGAUGCUAAACAUGCUGAAGAGUUAGAAAUGUUUAGAACAUAUUAUGUAGAUACAGAAGAAAGUGAUGUAACAUCUUCUAGUAUGAGUAAUAUUAGUUAUGAUAAAAAAAUUGACAUCGAAAUGAAAUAUUCAGAUAACUGUAUAAAUGAAAAUGAGAAAAAGAAAUUUGAAUUAUCUUUAGAAGAUAUAUUAUCUAGAGAAGGAAAACAUGUAUAUAUGAUUACAUGUAAUUAUGAUUAUAUUGAACCAGAUAACCACAAAAGGCAAUGUGAUCAUGUUUCACAUGAUAAUAUUAGUAUAAUAGAGAAAAUCAGAAAGAAUUUUUUUAUCAAAUUUUAUAUGUCUAUAAAUGUUGAGAAGCCAAAGAUUUACUUAUUAUAUAAUAAUAAAAUAACAUAUAAAAAGAGGAUCAAGUAUGACUAUUAUUACUAUAAUAAGAAGGCCUACAGAAAAAUAAAUAGUAUGUACGAACUGGAUAGGAUUAGUGAUGUUUUGUAUGAAAAUAUAAAUGAUAUAAAUGAAUAUUUUGACAUCACAUUUUUAAAGACUAAAGAUUUGAAGCUUAACUUUAUGAAUAAUAUGAAUAUAAGUUUUUUCACAUAUAUAAGUGCGAGCAAAUUUUUUGACAUCAAAAAUAUAAUUAUAGAUGACGAAGUUUUUAAUCACACAAACACGACAAUAUACCAUAUAAAAUGCAAAAGCAAAAUAUGUCUUAACCUUGAAAUAAACCAUGAAAAAUUCAAGAAAGAAAUAAAACGUUUUUAUAGUUUUCAAAAAAGUAUUGCGUGUGUGGAAAAUAAAUUUGAUAAAAAAUACAUAUACGAAGAUUUUAUAGUAUUUCAAUAUUUAACAGGCAAAAGAUCACAGACGUUUUGUAUAGAAUGUCAUUAUCAUGUUCCUUUGAUAGUAUUAAGAGAGAAUAAAUAUUUAUUUCAAGAAUUUAAUAAUUUGACCCCAAAAAAUCAACAUUCAAAUUAUUAUAGAAAUUUUUAUGAAGUUGAGAAUAAUAUAUCUGAUAAAAUAGUAAGAGGAAAAAUACAAUAUAAUGAAAUUGAAGUGAUGGAUAAUGCAUAUCAUAUUAAUUUCUUCUUUGAUGAAUUAAAAAUGUAUAAAUUAUGUCUCUUUCUAUUUAAUCUUACCAAUCAUCCAGCAAAUUGGGUGAUAACAUAUGAAGAACUUAUGAACACGGAAAUAAAAUUUUCUAAAAAAAGAGAUUAUCAUAUUUUUCAUUUCAGUAAAACAAAAGGCAUUUUAUUUGGAAAGACAUAUGAUAUGAACAAUGAUGUGCGUCAACAAAAUAGAGGAAAUCCUUUUUUAUAUCCUGAUUGUAUCAUCAUUACAUUUAUUGAUGUCACUAAAAUAUAUUCCAUCAAAGUUUCAAAGAGCGAAAAAAUAUAUUUACAUUUAAAAGGAAGUUAUACAAAAAAAAAUAGUAUAUAA
This is a messenger RNA of Plasmodium adleri (nom. inval.), 8598 nucleotides long. Its product is annotated as conserved Plasmodium protein, unknown function. The record is from RefSeq and is a predicted model, not a curated record. NCBI's taxonomy places the organism in Eukaryota, Apicomplexa, Aconoidasida, Haemosporida, Plasmodiidae. The coding region runs from base 1 to 8598 and encodes 2865 amino acids. The transcript has 16 exons.